Molecule: messenger RNA, 4328 nt
Organism: Eleginops maclovinus (Patagonian blennie)
Lineage: Eukaryota; Metazoa; Chordata; Actinopteri; Perciformes; Eleginopidae
Gene: shkbp1
Product: SH3KBP1 binding protein 1
Biological process (GO): protein homooligomerization
Molecular function (GO): protein binding
Source: RefSeq, a predicted model, not a curated record
CGUGCGACCGGAUGAAAACAAGAGCGGAAACUGAAUUUAUCCCAAAACAUGGAUUAAAAUUCAAACUCUUUGUUGUGGUUCUUGGAGGAGCUGAUGAUGUCUAACGCCAGGAGCGGGGACAUCAUCCACCUGAACGUCGGGGGGAAGAGGUUCAGCACCUCCCGGCAGACGCUGACCUGGGUUCCCGACUCCUUCUUCUCCAGUCUUCUGAGCGGUCGCAUCUCGACUCUGAAGGAUGAGACUGGAGCUAUCUUCAUCGACAGAGACCCCUCUCUGUUCGCCACCAUCCUCAACUUCCUGCGCACCAAAGAGCUGUACCCGCGCUCCAUCAACGUGCACAUGCUCAUGCACGAGGCCGAGUUCUACGGCAUCACGCCGCUGGUGCGUAAGCUGCAGCUGUGUGACGAGCUGGACAGAUCCUCCUGUGGGAACGUACUGUUCAACGGCUACCUGCCUCCCCCAGUGUACCCAGCGAAGCGGCGUAACCGUCACAGUGUGGCGGGCUCUCAGUUCAUGGCGGGCCGGGUGGCGCCGGCAGAGCGAGCGCCGGUCCGACGCAGCAACACCAUGCCGCCAAACCUGGGAAACUCUGGGAUCCUGGGGAGGACCAGCACCGAGGAGAGGACGCCCGGAGGGCAGCUCUCAGACACCGGCAUGGUGCGGAUCAUCUGUGGUCAUCACAACUGGAUCGCCGUGGCCUACGCUCAGUUUGUGGUCUGCUACAGGGUGAAGGAGUCGACGGGCUGGCAGCAGGUGUUCACCUCCCCCCGGCUGGACUGGGUGAUCGACAGGGUGGCUCUGAACGCUAAGGUGAUGGCGGGCUCUCUGGGAGACAACGACAAGAUGGUGGCGGUGGCGUCGGGGACGGAGAUCAUCCUGUGGGCCAUCUGCCCCGACGGCAACGGCAACGAGAUCGGCGUCUUCAGUCUGAACGUGCCGGUGGAGGCUCUCUUCUUCGUUGGUAACCAGCUGAUCGCCACCAGCCACACGGGGAAGGUGGGAGUCUGGAACGCAGUCACCAAACACUGGCAGAAUCAGGACGUGGUUCCCAUCAGCAGCUACGACACCGCCGGCUCCUUCCUCAUCCUCGGCUGCAACAACGGCUCCAUCUACUAUAUCGAUGUGCAGAAGUUCCCUCUGAGGAUGAAGGAUAACGAUCUGCUGGUGACCGAGUUGUACAGAGACCCGACUGAAGACGCCAUCACCGCCCUGAGUGUCUACCUCACGCCUAAAACCAGUGACAGCGGGAACUGGAUCGAAAUCGCUUACGGGACCAGCUCCGGGGCGGUCCGGGUCAUCGUUCAGCACCCCGAGACGGUGGGCUCGGGACCGCAACUCUUCCAGACCUUCUCCGUCCACCGGAGCCCCGUCACCAAGAUCAUGCUGUCGGAGAAACACCUGAUCUCAGUUUGCGCAGACAACAACCACGUCCGAACCUGGACGGUGACGCGCUUCAGAGGGAUGAUCUCCACGCAGCCGGGCUCAACGCCGCUCACAUCCUUCAAGAUCCUCAGCCUGGACGACGUGGACGGACACGGAGGCUGCAGCGCCGGCACGGAGAUAGGUCCGUACGGAGAGAGAGACGACCAGCAAGUGUUCAUCCAGAGAGUCGUACCGGACACCGAUAAACUCUACGUCAGGCUGUCGUCCAACGGGAAGAGGGUGUGUGAGGUACGUUCGGUGGACGGUACCUCCAUCACAGCCUUCAUGGUGCACGAGUGCGAGGGUUCGAGUCGCAUCGGCUCGCGGCCGCGGCGAUACCUGUUCAGCGGCCACGGCAACGGCAGCAUCCAGAUGUGGGACCUGACCACCGCCAUGGAGAUCGCCGGCAAGGUGGACAUCAGAGCGCUGGGCGGGCCCACAGAGGAGGAGCUGCUGGAGCUGCUGGACCAGUGUGACCUGGCGCUGACUAGAACACCUGACAGCACGCCACGAGCCUCCACCUGCAGCCUGUUCUCUCAGAUUGGGGACGUCCUCCGGAUGGAGCGCCUCCUCUCUUCAGCGGGAGGUCACAGAGGCGGCGGAGCUUCAGGUUCCUCUGCCUCGCUGUGUGGCAGCCUCCCCCGACAGGCCCCGCCCUCCGUGCCCCUCUGCAAACCCGCCCCUCGAGACCCCGCCCCCAUGGGGCCGCAACCGCUCGCCAUCCCCGCCUACAACUCCAGCCCGCGGCCCCCGAGGCACCAGGAGCGGGAGUGGGGGUCGGUGCGGCGGGGCAGCUUCGUGGAGCGCUGCCAGGAGCUGGCUAAGGGCUCGGAGGGGGUCUCUGGGUUUGGGCCGGCGUCGGGGGCCGAGGGCUCGAGGCGGAGCUUAGCAGUGUGCACCGAGCUGGAGGCGAGGUUUGGACUCCGGACACCCACCACCUUCUCUGUGUCGCCCGGUGCGCGCCACUCCCCUGGAACACCGGGAAUGCCUUCAUCGCUGUCGUCGGCGCCUUCCUCGUCCUCGCCGCACCGCAGAGCCACGCCCACUCCGCCUACAAGCCCCGCCCCCGCCGCGUCUGUGAGCCCGACGCACUCCCAGGCGCCCGCCUCCCCGCGACGCGGCGACGUCACGUCUCCGGCUGAACCACCGGCGGCCCCGGAGAGCCCUGACACCCCCCCGGUCUCCGCUGCAGGACCCCCCACCAGCCCCAAACCACACAUGAACGAAACCAGUUUCUGAUUGGCUGUCGGACUGAACAGUGGGUUGCUGUAGCUACCGCAAGGCUUCCGGAAGAACUACUGAAUGUCAGGAGAAGAGUCUCCAGUAAAGCUGCACUCAUCGUUAAACAGCUGCAGGAUGUCCUAUUCCUGUGAUGGACCCUGAAGGCAGCAUCUCCCUGGUCCAAUGGGAUUUCUCCGUGUGAUUUUUGGAUUACUGCAUGAAAUAAUGUGCCAAACAAAUUAUACUAACGGCACAUUAACACCACUUCUUGAAGUAAAAAGCCAACGUUCGGUCACAUGACUUCACUUCCCCACCGCUAAGCUAACGGUGGCUAAUAACUGCAGUUCAUAAUCAAAACGUUUAAAUCUCUAAAGCUCGUUUUAACCACAGACCUUAUUCCAGGCUUCUAACCACCAUUGACAGGCACAAGUUUUGGGUUUUAGGAGUCAUUCCUGGAGAAACACAUCAUCUGUUUUGUAGGAGUGGAAACAUGUACCUGAAGGUGGCGCGGUUUUACCGGCAGCUUUUUAUAUGUUGUUGGUCAGCAGGUAAAUCUUUUCUAUCGGGGAGCUUUUUGUAUCUGACAGUCUGUUAAAAAAAAACACAGAAAAGCUAAAAAAGUUUGUAUAAAAGCUUUAUUUUUGGGGGGAUUCUGACUUAAAAUCACGUAGUGUUCAGCCUGAGCCUGAACACCUCACCGUCACAGCCAAUCAGCGCUCAGCUUCUGUUCUCUAACGUUCCAUCAAUGCUGGCAAAUUAACUUGUGAUGAUAAAAAACACUUUAUUUUACUUAUAAUUUGUUUGAAAUAACCUUAUUUUUGGGGAGAUAAUUAUACUUUAAAAUAAUAUUGAAGACGUUCUAAUUAUAUAUUUGCUGAAUUGUAUUUUUCACAUUUUGCGAGUUUGGUUUGGUCUUUAUUUAUACCAUCAGUUCGUCGGAGCACAAUGUUGUAUUUCUAUUUACGGAUUCAUCUCAGAGAUAAAUAUUACUUUCUACUCCACAGAUUUUCAUGCUUUGACUGUCCUUUAAAGGUCCCCUCUUCAUGUCUGUUCUACAUCAACGUGUGUCUCCUCAACCAUUAGCCAAUAACCAACCAAGGAAACCCCCCCACACCUUAUCUCCUGGAUCUCCUCCUAGAGCACCGUUGUAUUAAACCAAUCACCUCUCAGGGGGCGUGGCCAGCAGCAGCUCAUUAGCGUUUAAAGCUACAGACACAGAAUCAGCACUUUAGGAGCAGGGCUGAAACAGAGGGGGUUAUGGGACAAUGAUCAGGGGUCUGUAUACAUCGGAGACCUGGAAUACAUGCUUGAGAAAAGGUCAUAUGGGACCUUUACGAAUAAUGGUUAGUUGCAGCUCCAAAAAUACCAGCCAUUUGCAAUAUUUUGUAUCUGUAGUUAAUGAUGUCAUUAAUUGUCGCAGCUUCUACAAAUCUUUUCCCACUUAAUUUGGUCAUGUGUUUUUUUCUCCUUUUGGAUGUCCACAUUUCCUCCGGCCUGUGAAUGCAGCAUCUGAGGCUCUUCAUGUUGUUUUUACAUUAAGACUUUAUUUAACCCGGCUUUGUAAACAGCUCCUCCUGAAUGUAGGGACACUGUAAGAAUUGUAAUGUUUCUACAUAAAGUGUGUUUGAUACCAUUUGUUUUUUAACAGACUUUCUAUUAAAAAGAAUAAAAUAAUUGACAUCUUU